AUGUCUUUCAUAAAUAUCUGUCGUGACAACACCGAUCCUUUUUACCGUUAUAAGAUGCCUCUGAUCCAGGCCAAGGUCGAGGGUAGAGGUAACGGUAUCAAGACGGCCAUUCCAAACUUGUCUGAGGUUGCCAGAGCUUUGGCUAGACCUCCAGCCUAUGUGGUCAAGUACUUCGGUUACGAAUUGGGUGCUCUAACUUCUUUUAAGGAGGAGGAUGACCGUUACUUGGUCAAUGGUUCUCACGCUCAGAACGAGUUGCAGGACUCGUUGGACGGCUUCAUCAACAAGUUUGUCUUGUGUGGAGCUUGUAAGAACCCUGAGACACAGAUUAUCAUCAAGGGUAAGGGUAACUUGCAGAAGGACUGUAAGGCUUGUGGUAGAAUCACCGAUAUCGACUUGAGACACAAGUUGUCUUCAUACAUCUUGAAGAAUCCCCCUCCAACUGCCGGAAAGAAGGCAGCCACUGCUACUGCCAACGUUGUUGGUGGAGGUAAGACUAUCACAGAGAUUGCACAAAACGCCGAGAAUGGUGAUAGCCCAAAGGAGAUUGGUGACGACGAUGACGAUGCUUUGACCAAGAAGAUCAACGCCGAGGCUGCAGCUUUGAGCAACGAAACCGUGGAGGUCAAAGACGAAGAUUGGGCAGUUGACAUGUCCAAGGCCGCUAUCGAGGCCAGAGCCAGAGAGUUGGAGGGACUCAGUCUCAACGAUAGCCAGACUAAGCUCACUGAGUUUGGUGAGUGGGUUUUGGAAGGUGCUGAAGACAAGGAAGACUUGCCAUCCGACAUCGACAUUUACAAGAAGAUUGUCGAGUUGGACCUCAUAGAGAAGCCUGAGGUUGUCCUUGUGUUGGCACAGGUUUUGUUUGACGAGAACAUUGUCGAGCAAUUGAAUGAGCACUCUGGUAUUUUGGGUAAGUUGAUCCAUGCCAACGCAGAUCUCGAGGGUGACUUCGAGAAGGCUUUCUUGGGAGGUUUGGAGCGUCUCUUGGGUACUGAGAAGCCUGAGUUGAUUCCUUCUGUUCCAAAGAUUUUGAUGACUAUUUACGACAAGGAUUUGGUUUCUGAGGAGGCCAUCAUCAACUGGGGCUCCAAGGUGUCCAAGAAGUACGUGCCAAAGGAUGUUUCCAAGAAGGUGCGUAAGGCUGCCAAGCCAUUCAUCCAGUGGUUGAAGGAGGCUGAAGAGGAGUCUGACGACGAGUAG
Sungouiella intermedia is the source of this 1203-nucleotide messenger RNA. The record is from the annotation of a GenBank genome assembly. Lineage: Eukaryota; Fungi; Ascomycota; Pichiomycetes; Serinales; Metschnikowiaceae.